This is a messenger RNA of Drosophila willistoni, 2745 nucleotides long. RefSeq names its product armadillo repeat-containing protein 2. The record is from RefSeq and is a predicted model, not a curated record. Gene Ontology annotation, molecular function: protein binding. The transcript is spliced from 7 exons. Gene Ontology annotation, biological process: cilium organization. The coding region runs from base 1 to 2733 and encodes 910 amino acids. NCBI's taxonomy places the organism in Eukaryota, Metazoa, Arthropoda, Insecta, Diptera, Drosophilidae.
AUGAGUUUGCUUUUAAAGCGUCGUUCACGCAGUGAGACACGUCCAAAAAUUAAUGAGGAGAAACCCAAACAGGAGAAGCAACAGCAGCAUCAGCCACAAAAUCAGAUAACUCCGUCAACUAAAAAACCGCCGGUGUCCUCGGUCCACACGAAUUCUAGUGAACAGAGUUUGCACAAAUUAUCCUUGGGCAUGGGCAGACGCAAGACAUCCGCUGAGCUUAUAAGCGAAGCAAAACUAUUUUUAGGCGAUGGAGCGGGAAUGGGAGCUGCUGCUGUUGCAGUUGGACCACAAAUGAUGGCAGCCACUGGCGGUGCCCGUUUGGUUAGUACUCGUCGGCCAAUAACUCCACGUGAACCCGGACGUGUACUCUAUGGCAAGGUGGCCUUAGCCGGACGACCGCCCAGUGCUUUUUCGAUGCGUUAUUUGCAAAAUGAGAAACCACCAAUGACGCCGCCUACAAAUUUAGUUGCACCGCGGCAACUGCCGGCAUUGGCAGGUGCUCCAGCUACGCCAAUGCCACCGCCCACACGAAAUGGUGAUUUACUCUGUCAGUCGAGCAGCGAGACCUUAAUUGAACUAUUGAAACAACAUGCGGGCCUAAAGGAAUGCAGUGCCGAGACAGUUCAACAUAUCAAUGCGAUAUUACAAGAGCUCUAUACGAGGGUACGCAAACAGGAGCGAAACUUUAAACGUGGUUUCAUAUUGGGAGGACUCUAUGGUCUGGUUGAAUGUACAUCUCCGCGUAUCCUCUUGGCUGUGGCACGCGUUGUAUUGGCGCUUCGUGUGACUGGCAGCAAUCUUACUGGAGCCUGCAAGUUAAUCUUUAAGGUGGCUCGCCAUGAGCAGCACGACAGUUUGUUCCAUGAACACGAUGUGCUUGAAUUGCUUAUCGAUGGCUUGGGCCAUGCCUCGCCACUGGAGGAGCCAGAGGCCUGCAUCUAUGCCUAUGGUUCAAUACGAUUCCUGACAGCCAGUAGUGGACAACAGGAGCGUGAUGAUGCCCUCAAUUGCAAUUGGCCUGUCGAAUUGAUAGAAACAACAUCACCAACUGCAGCGGCAGCCAUAACAUCAGCUACAGCUCUAGCUGGUUCUGCUUCUGGAUCUGGAGGCGGACAGACAGCCAUCAUUUGUCCACGUAAAUUGAGUGGCCAGCAAACAUUGAUAGCCCGCCUUGCCCGGCAUGGGGCCGUCGAGUUGAUGAUUCUUCAUUUGCAAAUGCUAAACGAGGCGGGGGCCACACGUCGUCUGUCUGGUCCACCAUUGCAUACACUCUAUCAGUUGUCCGCCGCGAUGCGUGCCCUGGCCAAUGUGUGCCAACAGCAACAGCGUCUUCAAUUGCAAUUGCAAUUGGCCUGUCCACAUUUGAUACGUGCUGCUGAAGUCUCCAUGGGUGAGCUGGAAGUUCAGGCCAAUGUUGUGCGUGCCCUGAGUGUUCUAUCCGAGGAUUCAGAUUGCUGUGAGAUGCUAUUGAAGUAUACAGCCCGCAUUGGGUUACUUUUGGGUCCAUCUUGCUGUUGUGCCAAUAAGGAUGACGCUGGUCAAUGGAAUGAACGCCUAUUGGCUGUUCUCAGUCGUCUGGGCUAUAUGUUGGGUAAUAUAUUGGCCAAACAUGAGUCCGCCCGCACUCAGUACUUUCACAAUGAUGUUGCCAUGGAGUAUCUGUUGAAUGUAUUAAAACAGCUGAGCAGCAGCCACAGCAACACCAAUAAUAACCCAUCCGCCGCAACAGAGGCUUCCCUUAUCGAUGCCCAAAUCAAGUUAAUACGUGUCAUUGCAAAUAUGAGUGUCAAUUCCGAGGUUGGAGCUGGUUUGGGUAACAUUCAUACUCUCGGCUCAGUGCUCCUGCAAUUGUUGCGAGAUGCAAGCUCAACUAGACAAACACAAAGGUCACCCGAACAGCAAGAACUUCUGCAUGCCACACUGGGAGCCCUGCAUAAUCUAUGCUUCUAUCAGGAUAAACAAGCGGGAACUCCGGCUGUGGGCUCCUUACAGAGCCUCAUCGAUGAGCUAUCGGCGACCUUGGCCGAGACUUUGUCCAAAUGCCAAACGACCUCAACUAAAGUGGAAUUGGUACGGGUCUUGGGCAACUUGACACGAAACGAACUGGCCCGUCGAUGUUUCUGUGCAGCCGGUGGAUUGCCUCUGAUGGUGCAACAGCUGACACGGCAGUCUGCCGGACAUGAUUACGAGUUGCGUACCUGUGCCAUUGGGGUACUAGUCAAUCUCUUGGGCGAUGGCGAACAACGUUCGCCUUUCUUGCAACUGCGGGGCGCGGAUCUGCUGCUCCUUUUGCUGAGAGGUUCGUUGGAACAGGAGGAUUGGUUUAUGGCCAACAUUGUGUGUCAGGCCCUGUGGAAUCUAUUGAUUGAUGGUCAAUGUGCGACUGCUCUAUGUCAGAGUGGCAACAUUUUGGACGAGGUCAGCGAUGUAUUGGCCGAUUAUUUAGAUGAAGAGCGACUAGGCAAUCCCGGAGAUGAUGAUGAACAGGAUCUGGAUGUGGAUGCGAUUGCAGACCCGGAAGCAGAACAGCAGCCUAAAACUCUUGAAGAUGAGGCCAAUCAGCAUUACCAGCAUCAUGAUGACAAUUUGUGGGAGGACUUUGCAUUGGUUGCCACCGAUUUGUUGGAACGUAUACAUAACAAUUUCGAUAAACAGCAGCAAACACACAUCGAGAACGAUAACGAUAACAACGAUGACAACGAUAAUGACGAUGUUUUUAUAGAGGAAAUGUAAUCUCCCUCUCUC